This is a messenger RNA of Fonsecaea erecta, 1527 nucleotides long. RefSeq lists its product as hypothetical. The record is from RefSeq and is a predicted model, not a curated record. Gene Ontology annotation, molecular function: DNA-binding transcription factor activity. The coding region runs from base 1 to 1527 and encodes 508 amino acids. Lineage: Eukaryota; Fungi; Ascomycota; Eurotiomycetes; Chaetothyriales; Herpotrichiellaceae. The transcript has 3 exons. Gene Ontology annotation, biological process: regulation of DNA-templated transcription.
AUGACGGAUUCUACGGCGGAUAACAGCCUCACCAACGACAAAAGGACGAAGAAGCCCCGGCAGCGGACCGAGAGGAAAAAGAUCCAGGAUCGCCUGGCCCAAAGGGCUACCCGCGAGAAGACCAAACAGCGGAUUGCUGCGCUCGAAGAGGCUCUCAGCAGCCUCAAGUCCGGCGAUGAUGCGAGCCGCACAGCCUCACUGACGUCGACCAUCGCAAACCUGCGAAAGAACAACCACCGGCUUCAGUAUACGCUUGACAAAAUCCAAGCCAUGAUUAGCCAAGUCGUGCUCAUUCCUGAAGGCAACGACGUCGACGCCGACGCCAAACCAGACUUCAAGCCUUGGGCUAGCGGCCUCAAAGAGAAGACUUCCAGAUCCGAAUCGGCCACAGCUCUCAUUCCCGAAAUCGAGCUUGCCGGCGCUGCUCUUGCCGAGAGUGACCCCUUUGAAUUCGAACUCCCUGAAACGACCUCGAUAACACCUUCUAGUCCCCAUGUAGCCGUGUCUGUUCCUUGGUAUGGGGCCUGUGUGGCUCCAACAAUGGGAGCUCUCGAAGACGAUGCUGGCAAGGAGAGUGGUUUUGCAGAAGGCAUUCCCCUAGAUCAGGUCCUGGAAGUCGGGGUCACCACCGUCUCUGCUCGUGACACCACAGCAGCAGCUUGGGGCGGCGGCGUGGACCAUUUCGAUUCCGACCUCCACCGCAACCACCACCACCACUACUACCACAACAACAACAACGACGACUACCUCCUUGACGUUUUCGACCAGACAGGCUUCGGCGGUUGGGGUUCCUACGAGCCGACACUCUUCAACACCCAACUGCCGCCAACCAAUCUCGAGGUCACGAAAAGGAUCGCUCCAGACGCCGAAAAAUGGUAUGUUAGCAACUCAGCCUACAAUAGGGCCCUGGACUCGGUAAAGAGGCGGGGCAAGUCAGCGGCGACCAUGGAUUUUCAGACAGCCUUUCAAGCCAUGCUAUGGGGAUGGCAGAACGUCGGCCGUGAAGCUGAGCAUCCCGUGUGGCAUGCUUUGCGAGAGGUCGACCAGCGAAUCUUUGGCACUUGGACAUCAAUGGCUCAAAGGAUGGCCAUGAUGUACGUCUGCCAGACCUUGAUCCAGUAUCGCGAGAAUCCGGCGCCGGAGAACCUCAGGCGAGUCCCUGGCUUUUUGCGACCUAGACCUGCGCAGGAACGACUGGCCCACCCCGUCGUUAUCGAUUUUCUGAUAUGGCCCGGCAUGCGCGAUCGCAUGAUUUUUGAGCAUGAAAAAUACACGGCCACGGGUGUCUUCUCUGCGGCAUACGUCGAAAAUUUCUCCUUCUUCUGGCCUUAUUCCAACAAGGAGAUAUUUGUUUAUGACCAUCUCCGCGAUCGACACGAUUUCAGCCCCGUCUUCCUGCAAUACGUGUAUAAUUAUGAGAACUGGACCAUGAAGCCAGGAUUUUUCGAAAAGUAUCCGGAGAUGCGGUACGAUGUCCCCGUUCUCGAGAGGAAUAUAAACAUCAUGAGAUCUGUGGCUUCUUUCUGA